Molecule: messenger RNA, 2593 nt
Organism: Diuraphis noxia (Russian wheat aphid)
Lineage: Eukaryota; Metazoa; Arthropoda; Insecta; Hemiptera; Aphididae
Gene: trp
Product: transient receptor potential
Biological process (GO): calcium ion transmembrane transport; regulation of cytosolic calcium ion concentration
Cellular component (GO): plasma membrane; cation channel complex
Molecular function (GO): inositol 1,4,5 trisphosphate binding; store-operated calcium channel activity; protein binding
Source: RefSeq, a predicted model, not a curated record
UUUACUCCCUGUUUGCGUUUUCAUAAUGACGAAAUCUCAGUCUAAAGAGGACCUUAUUGGUUCCAAAGAGCAGCUGCGUGGAGAUCGUAAAUCAUUCGUCUUACCGCCCGAUUAUGUGUUAUCACCCACCGAAAAAAAGUUUCUGUUGCUCGCCGAGCGGGGAGACUGCGCGUCUGUUCAGAGGAUAUUGGAUGAACACAAAGGUCAGCCGGAUAUACUCAACAUAGACUGCACGGACCCGUUGAACAGAUCGGCAUUAAUAACAGCCAUCGAAAAUGAAAAUAUGGAUUUGAUACAGUUGUUGCUCAAAUCCGGGAUCAAAGUUAAAGAUGCAUUGUUGCACGCUAUCAAGGAAGAGUACGUAGAAGCCGUGGAACUUUUACUGGAAUGGGAGGAAAAGAUACACGUCGCCGGMGAUCCUUACUCUUGGGAAGCAGUGGAAUCGUCAGCUUCGACGUUUACGCCCGACAUAACGCCACUAACACUAGCAGCUCACAUGAACAAUUACGAAAUACUAAAGAUCCUUUUGGAUAGAGGUGCUACAUUGCCCAUGCCCCACGACGUCAGGUGUGGCUGUGACGAGUGUAUCACGUCAAACACACAUGAUUCACUUCGCCACUCACAUUCGAGAAUAAACGCAUACAAAGCGCUUACGUCUCCAUCCCUAAUAGCUCUGUCAUCAAGAGAUCCACUGUUGACCGCUUUUGAAUUAAGUUGGGAGCUUCGUCGACUUAGCACCAUGGAAUCUGAAUUUAGAAAUGAAUAUAAUGAAAUGAGGAACACUGUUCAAACAUUUGCUACGUCACUUUUGGAUCACGUGAGGACAUCGUACGAACUGGAGAUUAUGUUAAAUCAUAAUCCCAAAGGUGAUCCGUGGGAACCGGGUGAGAGAUUGACCCUGGAACGUUUAAAAUUGGCUAUCAAAUACAAACAGAAAGCGUUUGUGGCUCAUCCAAACGUUCAACAAUUGUUAGCCGCUAUCUGGUACGACGGUCUACCUGGUUUUCGUCGGAAGAGUAUGGUCGGACAAAUGAUCGAAGUUGGAAAACUUGGUGCAAUGUUUGCAAUGUACGGUUCAAUGUACAUGUUAAAUCCAGAUUCAAAAAUGGGCCAGCUGAUGAAGAAACCGUUCAUAAAAUUCGUCUGCCAUUCGUCUUCGUAUGCAUUUUUUUUAACAUUACUAGCAUUAGCAUCUCAAAGAGCCGAGUUUUUAGCUUUGGAAUGGAUUGACACCGAUUGGACGAAAUCGAUACUGGAAGAAAUGACUAGAAAAGAAAGAGGAUCUAUACCAGGACCUAUAGAAUGCGGUAUAAUAUUGUACAUCAUAAGUYUAAUAUGGCGAGAAGCGCACUCGUUAUAUUCGGACGGUCUGGUGGACUAUGCAGCUGACUUAUGGAACAUAGUAGACUUCAUAACYAAUGUAUUCUAYAUGGUGUGGAUAAGUUUGCGGUUUUCGUCCUGGUACAUUGUUCAGAGGGAAUACAACGAAGGUUAUGAUCCUUGGUUGCCGCGGGAAGACUGGGAUAAAUUCGACCCGCACCUGGUGUCCGAGGGGGCGUUUGCAGCCGCCAUGAUAUUCAGUUUCUUAAAGCUCGUGCAUAUAUUCAGCGUAAACCCUCACCUGGGACCACUUCAGAUAUCGUUGGGUCGUAUGAUUAUCGACAUCAUAAAAUUCUUUUUCAUCUACACAUUGGUGCUUUGCGCAUUCGGAUGCGGUUUAAAUCAGUUGCUUUGGUACUACGCGGACUUGGAGUCGAAAAAAUGUUACCACGACAACAGUGACAUUGCUGAUUUCGAAAAAGAAGAAAAGGCCUGUUCGACGUGGAGGCGAUUCGCCAAUAUAUUUGAAACUUCUCAAUCUCUAUUUUGGGCUGGUUUUGGACUUGUCGAUUUGACAGCAUUUGACCUAACCGGAAUUAAGAGUUUCACUAGAUUUUGGGGUCUACUACUGUUCGGAUCAUACUCGGUAAUCAACAUAAUCGUUUUGCUGAACAUGCUUAUCGCUAUGAUGUCCAAUUCAUAUCAAAUAAUUUCGGAACGGUCUGACAUGGAAUGGAAGUUCGCUCGUAGUUCAUUGUGGAUUUCAUAUUUUGAAGACGGAGACACMGUGCCUGCCCCCUUUAAUCUKUUUCCUUCACUAAAAAAUGUCAAACGUAUGAUAGGUCUCGAGAAGUCAGACCGGACAUCCGGGUCAAUGAUUUUUAAGUCCAGGGAAAAGGCGUCAGCUCGGCAUGAUAUUGUUAUGCGGCUAUUGGUAAGACGSUAUGUGACUGCGGAACAACGCAAGAGUGAAGAAUUUGGAAUUACUGAAGACGACGUGAUGGAAAUACGACAAGACAUAUCGUCCAUGAAGUUCGAGAUGAUCGAUAUAUUCAAGCAAAACGGGUAUAAAACACCCAAAAAAGAACACGACUCUAAUGUUGACGCAGAUAAAUCAAAAGAUACGGAAAAAUCGAAAGAUACGACUAAAUCAGAAGAAAAAGAUAAAGGUAGCCAACACUUGAAACCAGAAUCUCCGAAACGGGCAGCUAGCCCAAAGAAACCAGGUGGUAAAUCUAAAGUCACGGGAGAAAUUUUGACUGGUUGGUUGUGA